CAGAGCACAGUACUAAUUCCGCAGCCGUAAAACUGCACAGCAUAAAGGACUGACGAUCUAAACAAGUGGCACAUCAGAAGGAAUGGACGUUUUGCUGCAUUCUCUGGACAUGGCAGCUGUCCCUGAGCCGGAGCUGGUGUGUAUUUUCGGGACCGGGGACUUGGGGCGUUCUCUGGGCCUGCGUCUGCUUCAGUGUGGCUACAGAGUGGUUUACGGCAGCCGCAGACCCCACGAAUGCGGCCCCCUGCCAGCAGGAGCCGAGGUGAUGACACACACCGCGGCGGCCCAGGCUGCCGGUUUGAUUUUCAUUUGUGUUCACCGAGACCACUAUGAAUUCCUGGAGAAAAUGGAGCAUCUCCUCCAAGGAAAGGUGCUGGUGGAUCUGAGUAACAACCUGAAGAAAAACAUGUAUCCAGAGGCCAAUGCAGCGUACUUGCAGAGGCUCGUCCCCAAAGCUUUUGUGGUGAAAGGCCUUAAUACACUGUCUGCCUGGGCCUUGCAGAAUGGACUUCUGGCUGGGAAACAGGUAUACCUGUGUGGAGACAGUACAGAAGCAAAGCAGGCCGUGGCACAGAUGGCUACCAAACUGGGCCUCACUGUGCUGGACAAAGGCUCCCUGUCAGCAGCGAGAGAGCUGGAGGACUUCCCCCUGAAACUCUUCCCAGAGUGGAGGCUGCCUCUAGCCAUAGCUCUCGGCCUCUCUGCCUUCUUCUUCUUCUACCUGCUCAUCAGAGAUGUCAUCUAUGCAUAUGUUGAAAACGGGAAUGACAUCUCAUACCGUAUCAUUGUUUCCCUGGCCAACAAGGUGUUUCCAAUUGUGUCACUCAUCAUGCUCUCUCUGUGUUACCUGCCUGGUGCUAUAGCUGCUUUUCUUCAGCUCUACAGAGGGACCAAAUACAGGCGCUUCCCUAACUGGUUGGACCGCUGGAUGCUGUGCAGAAAGCAGUUGGGUCUCGUUGCACUUGGCUAUGCUUUUUUCCAUGCCAUCUACACAUUUAUCAUUCCCAUUCGCUAUAGCGUCAGGCACAAACUCAUCUCAACUGUGGUGAAUGAGAUGAAGGAGAACAAAACCACCCCAUUUUACUUUGAUAAUACUGAGGCGUGGGGCACAGACUCUUUCGUGGCUCUGGGAAUCCUGGGCUUGUUUCUCUUUGUCCUGCUAGGGCUAACAUCCCUGCCCUCUGUGGGAGGCACCCUCAGUUGGAGAGAAUUCAGCUUCAUUCAGUCAAAACUGGGCCAUCUGACUCUGUUCAUAUGCACAGCACAUGGCUACAUUUAUGGAUGGAACAAAUUUCUUCGCCCUGCUACCUACAAAUGGUACACACCUCCAGGAUACAUGCUCUGUCUUAUUGUGCCUUCUGUGGUGCUGGUCCUCAAAUUGCUCCUCCUGUUGCCCUGUGUGGACUUAACCCUCACCCGCAUUCGCCAAGGCUGGGAGAGAGCCAAGCCAGGAGAGGAAAUGGGUGAGAUGAAGGCCACGGACCUGUAAACUGUGAUCUUUAAUUCAGUGUGCUAGCUAACUGUUAGCCGGUUGAAUCACAUGUUUUUUCCACGCCAAAAAAAGAUUAAAAAUGCAUUUUUAUUUUCAAAUUGUAAAUAGGUAUUCAUUUUUAGAAAUAAAGUUAUUCAUUCUGCACAGUAGAUGAUUUAAAACAUGCUACCCAAACAAGAAAAGAAUAAACAGUCUGGUUUCUUUCAUCCACAUGGACCAAUUUGUGUCAAAAAUUACUUCCAUUUCUUCAAAAAUGUUGAAAAACAAAUUGCUACCUCCCACUGAACCCACCACUUUAAUAAAUAUUGGCAGUAGUUUCUGUUUUCCACUUUAUGUUCACUUUAAGUGGCGCUUUUGUAUCCUUGAGGAUGCUCUCUUUUCAGGAUGUUAUUGAUCUCCCAGUUUCCUGACACAAUCACUCCUUAAACUUGCUUACCUUUCAAGGGUGUGCACGUUUCACACUAAGACACACUUGAUUAUGCUAUCUUUACAUAUGCUCAUACAUAACUAAAGGAUAAUAAG
Menidia menidia (Atlantic silverside) is the source of this 2014-nucleotide messenger RNA. Lineage: Eukaryota; Metazoa; Chordata; Actinopteri; Atheriniformes; Atherinopsidae. The record is from the annotation of a GenBank genome assembly.